AAAUUUUUUUUUAAAAAUGACUGUAUUAACCACCUCCAGUCUGGCCGCUGUAUAUACACGGCCGGACGGUGGGCAGUGCAGGGUCGGGUGGCUGUUUAUAAACGGCCCUCCCCACCCCCUGCUUGUGCGCGCUCCCUGGGAAUGUGCAGCACCACGAUCCGGUGCCCGUUGUGUCCUCCGGACACAGUGGAACACCGAUCUUUGGACGGGACCUCUGUGCAAGGUCCCGAUCAUGUGAUCACUGAUUGGCCAAUCAGUGAUCACAUGCAGAGUAGUAAACAAAAGAUUUCACUUUUGACAUCAUUGCUUACUAUGUGUGAAAUCUGUGAAUGAUCACAGAGGUCACAUGGUACAAGGCUAUUCACAACAGCCUUGUACCA
Messenger RNA from Staurois parvus, 380 nucleotides. Lineage: Eukaryota; Metazoa; Chordata; Amphibia; Anura; Ranidae. The record is from the annotation of a GenBank genome assembly.